This is a messenger RNA of Hemibagrus wyckioides, 11372 nucleotides long. RefSeq names its product cytochrome c oxidase assembly factor 4 homolog, mitochondrial (gene coa4). Bases 74 to 571 code for a protein of 165 amino acids. Gene Ontology annotation, biological process: mitochondrial respiratory chain complex IV assembly. Gene Ontology annotation, cellular component: mitochondrial intermembrane space. The transcript is spliced from 7 exons. The record is from RefSeq and is a predicted model, not a curated record. NCBI's taxonomy places the organism in Eukaryota, Metazoa, Chordata, Actinopteri, Siluriformes, Bagridae.
UUAGGAAAAUUGGCCCUGUAAAUUUUUGACUGUGCCAAUGGAAACUGUGGAGUUUGGAAUCAGAAUGUAGGUUAUGCUUCAAUUAUUGUUCUGUCACAGAAUUCAAAAGAAUAUGUAUCUGGAACAGAGGUCUGUAAGAGGCUUCUUCAUCCUUUUUUCACUUUUGUUUUCGGUACUUUGGCUUGCUGCUGAUGAGGUGUCAAAAGAGAGGAAGAGAAUUAAUAAUAAUAUAUGGAUAUACCCAGGAGCUCAAAUUAUUCUUGCCAUUCUUGACAAAUGCUUUGAACCUUGGAUCAUGUCUAGAGAUUUAAACAGAAUGACAUCCCGUUCUUCACCCUUGCCUCAUGACCGGAGCAGACCUGAGGAGGAAAAUGAUCUGGUAGAUCAGUUGAUAUCUAGGACGGGCUGUUCUGCACUACAUUAUGCAAUCCAGGAGUGCAUGGCAGAGCAUGAAGACUGGAGGAAAUGCAAGACACAGGUUCAGGAAUUCAGAGAGUGCAUGAUGCCUUUCCAGAAAGCUCGAAUGGAGCAGCUCGUAAAACGUAAAGAUUCAGCCACAGAGAAUGUUUGAUGAAACUUUCCUGUUAAACCCAUAUCUACAAAAGAAGAAAAAGUUUUGUGACUUUGGAGUACCUUUAUUGCAAAUAAAAUUACACAGGAACUGGGUUAAUAUCAUUAAACGGACUGACUCCAAAUAUUUUAGGAGCACCGAUUGAUUUUGUUGUUUCAUGAGGAUUGUCCUCAUGAAAUUAAGUAUUUAUCAAUUUCACAUGACAAAAGUUAAGCUGAAAAUUCACCCAUAUAACAUUGCUUACAGAAUGCAGGAUUUGAAUAAGUUGUAUAUAAAUGCACUGCUGAACUCAAAUAUUUCUUCCUAAUUUUACUGCUCAGAUUCAAACAUUCCAUGCUCUUAUUUGAGAUUUGAGAUAUAUGGUGUUAAUUAUCCAUUUAAUACCCACUACACGUACUUAUUUUAUUUCUAAAGAAUUGGCAAGAUACUGGUGUACUUACUUUGAAUAUGAUAGGUAUGGCAGGAACUUGAGACUGGCAUCACUGGUGGGAAUAUCUCCAUUUCCCUGCCUGAUAUACCAUAUAAUAAAUUUCAAUCAUGGAAGAAAGCUACUGAAGAAAAACUAUUUCUGACAUUCAUGCUGCUGUGACCAUGACUCUGUUUGGAACAAUUGUAAAUUCACAAUAAUGAUUCAAUAUAAAUCCUAUCCCAGCAUAACAAGAAAACAGUAUUUUCUUUAAAGUGAAAAAAAAUUGUCCUGACAUUCUUAAUGUAUUAAUAGCUGCAUCUCUAUGAAAUGAGAUACACUUUGGACAAUAAUAUUAACAAAUGACAAUAAAAUGUUUUUGCAUUUACUUUUUACUACAUACACUGAUCAGCCAUAACAUUGAAACCAUCUACCAGUAUUGUGUAGGUCCCCCUUGUGCUGUGCUCCAAAACAGUUCUGACAUGGCUAGGCAAGACCUCUGAAUGUGUGCUGUGGUAUUUGGCACCAAGACAUUAACAGCAGAUUCUUUAAGGUUCUUUAAUUGCUAGAUGGGGCCUCCAUGGAUCGGAUUUGUUUGUCCAGCUUGGCAAAAAUUUAAACUUUUUGUGUUGUUCUUCCAUUCACACAAUGUUUUUAGUCUGGCAGGGCAUAUUAUCCUGCUUAUAGAAGCCACUGCCAUUAGGGAAACAUUUUUUUCAUGAUGGAGUGUUCUUGGUCUGCAACCUUGUUUAGGUAUGUGGUAUGUGUUAAAGUAACCUCCAUAUGAAUUGCAAGACCAAAGCUUUCUCAGCAGAUCCUUGCCCAAGAGCAUCACACUGCCUCACUACAGGCUUACCUUCUUUCCAUAGUACAUCCUGGUGAGCGUUUCCCCAUGUAAGCGGUGCACAUUCACCCAAUCAUCCACAUGAUAAAAGAGAGUGUGAUUCACCAGAAUCCAUUACAUUGCUGCAGUUUCAGGUUUAUUGUCAAAAUCAUAAAGAGUGCUUAAGCAUGUAUGCAACAAAGAUGUAAACUGUGCAUUCAUAAAGUGGUAUAGUGGGAGAUACUGCAGAUAUUCAGUACUAUAAAUUAUUAACAUAAUUUGGAAAAUAAUGCUAUGCAGUACAAGGAUAUUCAGAGAAUAGGUACUUUUGGUGGAUGGGGUAGACUCUCUGACUGAUCUUUGGUUACGUAGCCCCAUACACAGCAAGCCACAGUGCACAAUCAUAGCCAGCAUUAACUUUUUCAGCUAUUUGUGCUACAGUAGAUCUUCUGUGGGAUUGGACAGACGGGUUAGCCACUGCUCCCCACAAAUCAAAGAGCCCUGGCCACCCAUUAACGGUGGCAAUUUAGAUUAAUCCCAGCAACAAAAACCUUUGAUUCUGUUCACCAAAAAUUUUCAUUUGGAUUUGUUCAGUGACCUAUAACAUCAUGUUAAAUUACAUCAGUACACCGGUAGAUGGCGCCAGUAAAUGUUUUUAGAUAUUACGAGUAAGACAUUGUUUCAUUCACUCAGUAUGUUUAUUUACAAAAAGCCAAGUUUCCAUACAAAACUUUAAUUAUUAUAAUUGAUUAAAAUUGGCAUAUCUAAUUGACAAAGAAAAGCUCUGGUAAAUUUGUUUCGACUAAAGUUAUUUCAGUCAGUGCAGUUUAAUUUAGAGAUAGUGAUCAUGAAUGAGGAUACAAAUAUAAUUUGAAAUAUAUAUACAUACAUAGUUUCAGUGCCACAGUAAUUCAGAUCCAUGCUUGUUAACUUAAUUUGUUUAUUUCUUUCAUAAAUGACAAUUACCUGCUUGUUUAUUUCAUUCGUGAACAGCAAGUACUAGUUUGAUCAGAAUCAAUAGGUCUACCACAGUCCUGCACGUUCAAAAUAAGUGGCGUAUUUGUUCAAUAUGUGCAAACACUGACAUGCUCCAACACAGCCCACACUCCAAUGCAGUCUUUACAAAGCAGAAAAUAGUUGCUAAAGCAGUUACAUGUUUUACAUGGCCAUAACUUGUAAACGGAAAAAAAAAACGGAAGAAACAAAAAUUAUUUGUUCACUUAAAUUUCAAUUAAAUUUAUUUGUAUAGCACUUUAAACAGUGGAAAUUGUCUUAAAGCAGAUUUACAGAAGUAUAGAAACAUAGAAUAAAAAUAAAAAUGAAGUUUAAAGUUAUGUUACUAUUUAUCCCUAACAUUUAUCCCUAAUCAGCAAGCCUGAGGCGAGGUGCCAAGGAAAACUUCCUGAGAUUAUAUGAGGAAGAAACCUUGAGAGGAAGCAUGCUCAGGAAGGAACCCAUCCUCAUUUGGGUGACACUAGACAUUCAUUAUAGACUUAGCACUAAUUCCUUCCUGCCGAAAGCUGACAACAGUCCCCUGGGUCAUGGGCUGACCAUGCAGAUCUAUCCCCAGCAGCAGUGAGCACCACCAAGUGACAAGACUCCAACCAGGGGUAGAGUGUCGGGAUGGAUCAGACAGAUCUCAGUGAAGAGUAGGGAGCCAUUUAUGGUGCAGCACACUACUCGGACAUGCAGGAGAAAAUACAGUCUGGUUUAUAAGUAGGUUCUGCCAUAUCUGCAAGCGGCUGUACCAGAAAGUGGUAGUGGCAUCAAAGCAGGACAUUUCAUUGAGCAACCUUACCCCAUACAGUUGCUGCUGUGUUCACACUGCAUAACUUCACAAUCUGAAGAAUCGCCGACAACUCGGUCCGGUCUGCAAACUGCGUUUCACAACCGACAGUACGCGAGAAAUAAUAAGGAAAUUACAAGAUCACACGAGAUCAGAGUUCUCGCACGAGACUGGAAAUGGUACACCGCAAGAAGUUCUCAAUCCAAAUGGUCUGUGUGGGGAACAAGGAUUGUGCAUUCUGCAUAAUUGAACAAAUGAAUAAUUCUGCAAUGUGCUGCUGCUGAUGUGGCUGGUCAAGCAAAUGUUUCUGCUGUAUUUCUGUUUGAUGCUAUUGUAAAGUUUAUUUAUUCUGAUUAACUAUAUUUAAGACAAUCGAAGCCGUGCUCCUCCCCGAACUUCCCUCUGCCCUUUAUGUUGCCCUCUUAUUGGCUGUAGGUCAUCGCCGAGGUAUUUUUCAGUCAGAACUCCUUUUACACUGCAUAACUUUGAGUCACUGACAGGUCCAGAUAUUUAGCAUGCCAAAUAUUUCACGGGUGUCUGUGACUUGACAAAUUGGUCAUGCGUUUUUGGUCAUUCACACUGCACGACUGUCACUUGCAUUCAAGAGCUCCAAUUUGCUUUGAUUUUGCAAAACUAAUCGGCAACUAUGCAAAACUAGUCAGCGACUGAAAAUCAGGGCUAAAAUCAUGCAGUGUGAACUCGGCAUUAUGUCACUUUCAUUACUCUCCCUAUACAGUAUAUACCUGCAAACUUGUGUUUGUGUUUUGCUGAUUCCUUGUUGUUUGCCACCUGUUUUGUGGCUCCUGUUUUCAUGGUUUGGUUUUUUGUUUGUUAUUUUUGUAUUUCAGUUUCUGUAUUGGUUGUUCUAUAUUUUAAUAUAUCCCCAGUUUGUUAUGCUACCCCUGCAUUUGGGUCUGGGUUUUGUACUCCUAUGGAGGCACCCACUCCUGACAAUGAGCUUCAAAUGAAAGACACCAAGGUCUUUUACUGCUGCACAUGAUAAAACAAGAAUGCUAUCCAGAGUUACGCUGCAAUUAGAAAGUUUACUUCUGGUUGCAUAUGAUCCUAAUACAAACACUUUUGUCUUAGAUUGUAAUUAAGCAUCCACUUUCUAAUGUCCAUGUCACAUUCUUCAUUCUUUUUAAGCUGGUGCCUCUUAUCUGGCUUUGCUGAAACAUAUAACUCUGUGUCUGUGCAUCAGCAUAAAAGUGGAAGCUAAUACCAUGUUUACAAGUAUUUGUACCAAGAGGAAGCAUGUAUAAGGAGAAAAGCACCAAACAUUAGUAUGCAUUAUAACAUAACAAACCUUAGUAUGAAUAGAGAAGUCACCAUUCACAUCUACACUGAUAAGGAUCAGUCAAAUUAGAUCUGAACCAGGAGAGGGCUGUUCCCUUAACUCCAACAAUUUUCUAGCCUAUCAAGUAGAGUAGUAUGAUCAAUAGUAAUCAGUCACCUGAUCUAGUUCUGUGGGGACAACAGUGGUCCAAAUAUGGAUGAUAAUUCUGAGAGACUAUUGGUGAAUGCCUUUGCAGUAGCAGACAUAAAUGUACAUUUAACAUGGUAAUGUUGCACAGCACAUAUAUUUUGUCUAAGACACAUUUGAAAUGACACAAUAUAAUGGCCUGUUAUAGCUUCCAACUGUGGAAAUUUGACAAUAUUUUUUUAUAUUUAAAAUAUCUGAAUGAGUGGGACCUAUUACAUUCUAAUUAACCUCUACUGAAUCUAGGAUGGACACUACUGCUAUUCUCAGAUUAAUAUUAAUUAUCAAAAUUAAUAUUAAAGUCUCCAGCAAUUAAUUAAUUAAUUCACAGAGGAAUUCAGAAUAUAUCCCUGGAGGUCUGUAAAUAACAAUUAGUGGAAUUGUCUCUGUGGACUUAUUUUUUGUUGCUAUAUGCUUUAAGUUAGCAUAAACAACUUGAAGUUGAAUUCAUGUAUAGGUUUUUGUGUGACAUCUAGAUUACAAUGGGUUUAGUAUUUUGCAUAAAUUCUACAUAAUAUUUUAUGCUGUUCAAAUAAGUGGCCAAAUACUUGUCUGGAAGAAAGAAAAUUAAGGUUGGCAGAAACUAUAUCAGUCAAUAUUAAUGAAACUAUAUGACAUGAAGAAAAAAACAUAAUUCAGUUGGUAAAAUAGUUUAUUAUAAUAUGGAACAUUCUCACUUUUCAGCACAUUUCUAAAACUCAACCAAAAAACAAACUGACACCUGUACUCAAGUAUCUGUGGGCCACCUAAAUGGCUAAAGUGCCAGUUAAUGAUGAGUGAUCUGCAUGCAAAGUAGACAUUGGAGCGGGCAUAAUCAGAGCAGUGGGUAAAAGGGCGACUCAGCAAGUAGUAUCAGAGGGUGAGGACCACCCACUUGAUGGUCAUAAACUCAAUUGUGAACACUUAGUCUCCCUUACCUAGAGCUUCUGGCUGAUGUACAGCAUGGGGCAUUCCUCUCCUCCACCUACUGGGACAAAAUGGAUCUUGGCCUCCAAGAAAAAAGAAUUUCAGAGGAAUGUAACAUGAGGCCUCCACAAAAAAUUGUGGAGUCCAGUGGCUCCAUCCACUGGACUGGAACUGGUGCCCCCUUUUAAGUGAGGUCAGUCAGUGGGUGUUGUCCAAAAUAUUGGAUACAAAUCAUGUAUCCAGCCAGCCCCGAAAACUUUGCUGGUGCUCUGAAUAAACCAAACAGACAUUUUCCCCAAGAUACUGAGAAAGGGAAUCAGCUAAUACCCCUGGGGUAAGUCCAGUGACGAAUAAAAGUUAGACAGGCCUAACUGAUCAAGCAGUUCAUUAAUGAGAGGCAUAGAAUAUGUCAAAUUUAGGCACUAAAUUUGCUAAAGCUAACACAAAAGCACCACUAAGACAACCAGACAGCUACAAUCACUGUAAAGCUCCUCGAUUAUUUCUGUGUAAAGCAUAGCCUUGAACCACAUUUUUGUGGCUAUGCUAACCACCCCUGGAGGACUUUCUAUGUGGUGUUGUAUGAGGUCCGUGCAACCAGGUAGAGGUGAAAACACAUUAGAAAAUUCCACUUGCAACUUGGCAACCUGUGAUGUCUGGGCUUUUCUUAGCUUAAUUCAACUUUUGGUUCCUGACAAAAAUGAACUUAUUUAACCCCAAAAAGACUAGCAACCCCAGAAGCUAAUUUGAGUAAGACAGCUACUAGUAGGUUCUUCUGUGUAACUACCAAUUUGACUGAGACUCUAUCAGCCACUCAUCAAUACCUCCCUGUUACUACCAUUCAAGUUUCAUCUGAUAGUUUGAUGUUAUCCUUGUCAAAUUUUUUGCUAAAACACUGUCUGAUAAUGCCCAGGUUUUUCCAGCAAUUAGGUAUCAUGAAAAGCCCACAGAUUACACAUAAAUACAGUCUAACUAAUCUAAGCUUGAUCAGGCUUAUGGUUGUUGAGAAGAAGUUAUUUGGACAUAUAUAUGACCAUCCCUCUGCCUUUGCAGAUUUCAUCAGAACAUUAUAUUAAAAAUGCAUUUCCAGUUUGGUUCAAAUCCAUGCAGUUAGUCAUGAGUUAGAGCUCACUGCGUAAAUUAUGCUCCACCUCUUUAGAAUUGAUUGACAAGUGGCUGCCAUAUUAUUUACAAAUGUUGACAUGUUGUUGAUAAUUAUUGUUAAUAGUUUACACUGCUGAAGAGUUUGACACCAGAAGUCCUAGGAUUAGUCUUGCAAAAGUAAGUAAAUUUUUACUAAACUUUGUAGAUGACUAUUGGAGCCCAUCCUAAAUCCCCUCCAGUGUCGCUAUAAUUCACAAAUUCAUAAAACUACUCAUAACUUUUGAACCAUUUAACAUGCAGUCACACAAUCACAGUUUUUCUUUCUCCUGGGUCAACUGGAAGGUGCAUGUAUCAGUUUUGUAAAUUGCCUAGCAGGAUGGUGAACUUUGACAGUUUUUUUGCUUCCUCUUAUAUUAUUAUUACACACACACACAUACACACACAGACGCACACAUCUCAAUACUCAGACGAUGGCUUCCUCCAGUGGUUUAAGAGGGGUGGUUCAGAUGAUGUGGGGGGGGCACCUCCCAGUGUUCUUUUCUGUUUUUUGGGAUGCCCCCUCCCCCUGGGGGUGGGACGGUUGGUGAAAAUCUUCUGUGAGUGAUGGAUUCAGUAUAUCCUUAGAAUUUACCAUGACCUUUCCUCUGGAGCGUAGCCCUCUUAGUCUACCAUGUACUGGAGGUGCCCUCCUCUCCCCCAGGAGUCUAGGAUGGUGUGCACAAGAAAUGAUUGACUUUCCUUGGUUUCUAUGGGUGGUGGUGGUGUGGUGGAGUUACCAUUGGUUUCUCUGGUGGGGUGGGCAUCAGUUUGCAUGCUGUAGAAAACCGAUUUACAGCUACCAAGAUGGUAGUAUAGCCUUGGGAGAUAGGGAGACUGGUUAUGAAGUCGACUGCAAUGUGCAACCAAGGUUGAUGUGGAAUGGGUAGAGGCUCUAGCAGACCUACCAGGAGCUGAUGGGGGUCUUGGACUGUGCACAGAUAGUGCUUGCUUGUAUAAACUCCCUGUCAUCCGUUGUGAGUGUGGGCCACCGGAACGGGUUCAGUUGAUGCCGGGGUGUCCGGAACUUGGGGCUGUAUGUACCCAUUGGAUGGUUCUCUGUCUGUGACUGGCUGGUACGUAGAGGGUAGAGUCGAGAGGGUGGGCAUUCUGGAGGUGGGGGCUCUCUCUCUCUGGAGGCGGGGGCUCUCCUCUCCUCCAUAGGGUCCCAUCAGAUGGAUGCAAUGAUUAUCAGGCUUGACAGGAUUGGUUCUGAUUCCUUGUCCCUGCCGAUGGGGUUAUGGCAACCUGACAGUGCAUCUGCUUUUCCAUUUUGGUCCCAAGUCGAUAGCUUACUGUGAAGUCAAAUCUGGUAAAAAUUGUGCCCAUCUGGCCUAAUGAGGGUUGAGGCUCUUUGCAUUUUUAAUAUACUCUAGAUUUCUAUGGUCUGUGAUUACCAGGAAGGGACAACAUGCUCCCUCUAGCCAGUGCCUCCACUCUUCUAGUGCCUCUUUGAUGGAUAGGAAGUCAUGAUUUCCCACGUCGUAGUUAGCCUCCGCCUGUGUGAGCUUUCUAGAAAAGAAGGUGCAUGGGUAAAGCUCGCCCAGGGUGUCGUGCCAUUGUGACAGUACUGCCCCUAUGCCAUAAUUAGAGGCAGCCACCUUCACUAUGAUUGGUCGUUCAACAUCAGGGUAAUGUAACCUUGAAUGAAACCCCGUAGAAAUUGGGAAACCCCAGAAAACAUUGCAGUUCAAUGUUGAAGGGGGUUGGACAUUCAGUGACUGCCUUGACAUUGUUAUCAUACAUUUCUACCCCUAGGUCACUGAUGCCAUAACCCCAGAACAUGGCCAUGGUUUGGUGAAAGGCACACUUUUGAGUCUUGGACACUUAGUAGCCCGUGUUCAGUUUUUCAGGGCAGUUGGCGCACGUGUCCGGACUGGCCACAGUAGAAGCACAGUCGAAGUUGUAGCUGGCACUGACGCUCAUUGGUGGAAACCUGAGUCCUACCCAACUGCAUUGGCUUGCUGGGGCUGAUGCUAGGUAGGUCCUUCAGCAUGCGAGGGAAGUUGCAUGGGGCGCAUUCUGGGCUCUGGCUACCCAGCAUAAUGUACAGGGAGAGAUGUAUAUCUUGAUCCCAACAGGUGAGCUCAGCUUGCAGUGUGGGGUUAAAUCCCUCCCUGAGGGAUUUAACCCCACUUUAGUUCUAUUUUAUUUCACCCACUUUGAGCUGCCAGCGUUGAAACUUGACAGCAUACUCGGCAGCAGAAUUGGCCCCAUUGUGUAACUGGAGUAGUCUGUGGACAUUCAGAAAUCUAACAGCAGCAGAUACUCCCAUACCUACAUCAAUGGGUCUAAAGUAGAGCAUGUCCCAGCUUUAAGUUCCUGGGCAUCCACAUCUCUGAGGAUCUGUCUUGGCAUCUGAACACCUCAACUCUGGUUAUUUACUUCCUGAGAAGAUUAAAAAAAAGUUCACCUAUCCCCCAAGAUCCUGACCAAUUUUACCGCUGCAUUAUUCGGAGCAUAUUGACAAGCUUCAUCACAGUGUGGUAUGGCAGCUCCACAGUGUGUGAAAAGAAAUCACUGCAGAGGGUUGUGAAAACUGCCCAAUGCAUCAUUGGCACCUAACUACCUGUCAUUGAGUCUCUUUGCCACAGCAGAUGUCUGCGCAGAGCACACAAAAUCAUCAAGGACUCCUCCCACCCUAGUCACAAAGUGUUCAACCUCCUUCCGUCCAGGAGGAGAUACAGGACCAUCCGCACCAGAAAGUGUAAUCCCAUCAGACAAAUCUAAAACAGCAAGCAGAGAAAUCGUAAACAUAAAGUACUGUAGGUGUAAAAUCUAUAAAACCAAUUGUAGGAAAACAUAUUUUGAGGUCUCUCUAGAAUCUACUGUAACAUACAUUGCUCUUUGAAUAAUCAUUUACAUUUCCCAGCUCUCACCACCAAUUGGUGAUCAAAUCAGACAGUUAUCAGGAACUGUGAACUAGCUGACAGUUGGGGGGCCAACUGCGGGGAUCUUUCUCCCAUUUAAUGCUUUGUUUGAGAGUAUCAUCUCUAGAUGUUUGUAUUGUCUCACCUUUAAGGCCUGCCCACUCAACGCCUUUAAAACUGAACUUGAUGACUACAAUACCACCGCAGUGUGUUCUGAUCUCCAGUAAAACAUUCCUGCUGAACACUACUUCUGACUGCCCUGGUCUGCUUUGGUGAACUCACAAUAGAUGGUGCCGUGCACCGGAUAGAGCUGCUCAUUUGAAACCAGUCCAGAUUUCUUCAACUUAGCUACGAUUUGGUGAAUGUCACUCUAUCAAAGAACCACUACAGACCAGUAUUUAAGUUAUCCUCUGCUUUGCUAGGGAAGUGUUAAACAAAAUUGUAGGGUGUUUUAACAAACAGGUCAUCCUCUGUUACAGCAGGGAAGGUUAACAACACUUGUGUGUUAACAAUAUUUGAUCCUCUGCUUCGGCAGGGAAGAAUUUGGUUUAUUCUCUGUGUCAGCAGGGAAGGUCAACAACAGUUGUAUGUUGACAAAUAGUUGAUUGUCUGCUUCGGGAGGGAAGAAUUUGGUUUAUCCUCUGUUUCGGCAGUGAAGGUUAGCAACAGUUGUGUUGGCCUUGGAGCCAACACCUUCCAGCCACCUGAACCUGAACCUUAAUCUAAUCUGAGACUUGGACCUGACCUGUUAUCCUGUGAGCUUCUGAAUUCUGCUAUAUUUCUGACCUAUCUUCUGCCUGAUCUCUGCCAGCCGUGAGUACCUCUUUGACCCUGGAACUGUUUCUGGAUUAAGACUUGAAUCCUGAUUGUUUCCUGAACCUGGUUCUGACCCCUGCCUGUAUUAUUAGACCUGGAUUCUAUCUGCCUGUCUCCCUGUCUGAAUCUGGCUGCCUGUAUUCCACCUGCCUCUCUGUUACCCUAGCCAUCAGUUGACUUCUAUCUCCUGUCUGCCAUUUUGGGUGUCCUUAUCUGUCUGCUAUCUUGGAUUCCCUCAGCUCUCACUCUCCGGUUCUCAGCCCCAGCGCACGGUCACUACCGUUUCUGGGUUCAUUCUCCAAAAAACUGAUGAGCUGCUGCUGUUACCACCUGCAUGCUGAAGAACCCUCACCCUGAAGACUGUCCAAUUAAUAACUUAUUGUUCAAUAAACCUUUAGUUUUCUUUUCACUUCUGGUGUUAUCAGUGAAUUUUUUAAGAGUCCUCAAACCACCACUACGAGUGUUACAAGUUGUUUUAGCUAGUUUCAUUACAUAAUCUUCCAGGUCAUCAUAGGCUGAAUACAACAGACUACUAAUCCUCAUCACAAAGGCAUAGCAAUAUCUCAGGUCAAGAACU